Felis catus (domestic cat) is the source of this 1737-nucleotide messenger RNA. RefSeq lists its product as uncharacterized. Gene Ontology annotation, molecular function: ubiquitin protein ligase binding; structural constituent of ribosome; protein tag activity. Gene Ontology annotation, biological process: protein ubiquitination; translation; modification-dependent protein catabolic process. The record is from RefSeq and is a predicted model, not a curated record. Gene Ontology annotation, cellular component: nucleus; ribosome; cytoplasm. NCBI's taxonomy places the organism in Eukaryota, Metazoa, Chordata, Mammalia, Carnivora, Felidae.
UCUGCCUGGGGGAAACCCCAGCCUGAGAGGGAGGAAGGGGCCGCCCAGCACCACCUCCCCUGCAUGAGAUGGGGAAGAGUGAGAACGGGGUGUUUUGUCUUGCACUGUCCUCACCUGGGAGCUGGGGACUGCCUCAGCAAAGGGGCUUUGCGUUCUCACCCCCGAGGCUGGAGGCUUGAUGUGGGAUGUCUCUACGGGAGAAGAAAUAACAGCCCUGUAUUGUCUCCUUCAGCGCUGUUGUAAGGACCAAAAAUCAAGCAAAGAAAACCGCCCUGAGAGUUAGAGACCAGAAUCUCUGUGCAGUUUCCCAUUUUCUCCUUCAAUAUGAAACCUUUGAAUGUAAACAUCAUCCUGUGGUCUUCAAAAUGAUCAUUUUUAUUGGCCGAAGGAUCAUGAAGGACUCAAGUGUAUUUACUAGAUCAUCCCCCUACUGUUCUAAAUUGAGUGUGUUUACCUUUUCUCGAACUACAAACAACCCUGUGAGUAGCACCCUUAUGUGUUCAAAUUUUGCUUUGCUUUUUAAGAAUUAUUUCAUUAGGAUAAAUAACUAGUCAAAGUGCGUAAGGGGCCCUUAUGAUUCUGGGUGUGUUUUGUCAAAGUGCUGUUUCCCAAAUGGUUGGCCCUGGUGACACGUAGGUGCGUAUAGAAUCACUACGUCUUAUGCCAAGAAGGGUCUACUCCGGCUACCGCAUCGUUCGAAAUGCACCAAAUUUGAAAGACGGCGGAGCAGUUUGGGGGCAGCUGCCUGUGGCAGACGCAGAGAUGCAGAUCUUUGUGGAGACCCCGACGGGCAAGACCAUCGCCCUCAAGGUUGAGCGCAGGGCCACCACUGAGGAUGUCAAAGCCAACGUCCAAGGCAAAGAGGGCAUCCCGCCUGACCAGCAGCAUCUGAUUUUUGUGGACAGACAACUGGAAGAUGGCCGCGCUCUGGCAGUGCACUACCACAAAGCGUCCACCCUGCGCUUGGCGCGCCUGUGGGGUGGCAUCGUCUCCGUCCUGGCCCAGAAAUGCAACUGCGACAAGAGGAUCUGUCACAGGUCUUAUGCUCACCUGCACCCCCGCGCUGUCUACUGCCCCAGGAAGUGCAGCCACACCGACAACCUGCCGGCCCCCACCUCCCAGAAGAAGGUCAAACAAGGGCCUUCCGUCGGCUCUUCCUUGGCCGGCAAGGUGGUCUCCUGCAUGAGUCCCAAGGCCCUGGCGCCUCAGUGUUUCGAACAUGGACUGAACUCUGAUGGCGCUGGCCUUGGGGCCAAGGAGCCCGCUGCACUCCGCCUUGUGACACCAGCGAGGGGCUUGGGAACCCUGGGCGGCUUCUCAGAGGAGUGCCACCAUACUCUGGCUGCCUGUAAGAGGCCCCAGGCAGGGUCAGGUGGUCAGGAAGCCACCGCAGAGAUGAUGGAAUUUGGACCAGGGUGGACGCAGUGGAGGCGAUCCUACGUGGGCAUAAAGCACAUUCCUGGUGUCUGCACAGCAGCUGGCUUGGCCGACCUCUGGGUGACAGGCCGCCUGGCGGGCAGAGCAGUGGCCCGGGGUGCUGGGCUGUGGACCCACAGGGGUCCACUCACAGACAACACGUUUACUGAGUGGCCUCCCCAGCCGGGCGCUGGGCCUCACAAAGGCUUGGACCCCACCCUGUACUUGCCCUGGUGUAGCAGCUCCUGGUGCGUGGGGAAGAUGCACAGGAAUAGUAACAGCGACCACUGUCAGGACUGUGUGGCAGAGAAGAUCCCAUAG